AUGAUCAUGGACCCGAAAAUGGAAACCGAGCAUCAAAAUCGCGCUCGUCGCUUAGCCUUUUGCGCGGUCGCUGUCUCAUCAACAGCAAUGCUUACCGCAGCUUUGUUAAUCCCAUUGGCGUACAACUACGUGAUGCAUCUUCAAUCACAAGUGAUGCGCGAUACCGAAUACUGUCAGCUCCGUUCUCGUGAUCUCUGGUCCUCUGUGCACUCGGUGGAUCAACCACGUGCAAAAAGAGAGUGGAAAUUCGGACGAUGGGCGCCCGAUGGUGGAAUCGGUGGCGGUGCCGGUGCCGGAUCGUACGGAAACGAGCCACCACCCCCGCAAAAUGCGCAGAACAACUAUGGAUACGCGCCAGUUGUCAACGCUGAGCCUGAGCCCCAAUGCUGCACUUGUCAACAAGGACCACCCGGACCCCCCGGAGCUCCCGGAGACGAUGGAUCUGAGGGACGGGAUGGAGACAUGGGAGCUGAUGCUAAGCAAGGAAAGGAUGGAUCGAUCGAGCCAUCAGAUGGACUUCAAUCCGAGCCUUGCAUCAUCUGCCCACCUGGACCACUUGGAGCUCCAGGACCCGCUGGAAACAAAGGACCGCAAGGACCAAGAGGAGCACCUGGAAAUCCUGGAGUUGAUGGACGUCGUGGAGAGCCUGGAAUGGUUGGACCAGCUGGGCCAAUGGGCGAGCCAGGACCACUCGGAAACAAAGGAAAGAAGGGAGACGAUGGACGAGUGGUCACUAUUCCUGGUCCACCUGGACCCACUGGACAUCCAGGACCACAAGGAAAGCAAGGAGAGCGUGGGCCAAAGGGUAUCCCGGGAAAGACACACGUUGGAGGAGAAGGACCACAAGGAGAUGCUGGACGCCCAGGACGUGGCGGUCGCAAAGGACCAGCCGGAGGACAAGGCCCACUUGGAUCAAAGGGACGCGAUGACGAAGAAAAAGAACAAAUUCUACAUCAAUCAACACAACAAUCACCAAUUGGACACGAAAACAUUCGUUUCUGUGAUGAACUUGUAAUCAGUGAAGAGAAAGGAACAAUGGCCAAUGAAGAGAAUAUCGAAGUGAAUCUCGAAGAGAAUCUCGAAGAGAAUAUCGAAGUGAAUCUCGAAGAGACUGCACAAGAUGGAAAUAGCAUCACCUCCGAUUUCCCACCCGAACGUUCUUUCACCAAUCUCACUCUCCACACCAUUCGUUUUGCGAUCCCGGAAAAAGAUUACGAGAAAAAUCUCAGCUAUUUGGGUGGUGGCACGUAUGGAUCAGUUGUAAAGACGUCAAUCCAUUCCCGCGAUGGACAAGAGAGACAAGUGGCCAUCAAGAAAUUGCAUGAACCGUUCAGAGAUCAAGCUCAGGCCUGUCGUGUUUAUCGUGAGUUGAGAUUGCUGCAAUUGAUGAGACAUGACAAUAUCAUUCGAGCUGUUGAUUUGUACACACCGGAUCCCGUCGAGGAUUCGUUCUCGCAAAUCUAUAUUGUCACUGAAUACGCUGGGAAUAGCUUGUUGACGAUUUUGAAGUCUCAAAAGCAAACAGGACGCCGCAUCUUGGAUCCGGAUCACACUCGUUUUAUCGUCUAUCAAUUGCUUAGAGCGAUGAAAUACAUUCAUUCAGCGAAUGUGAUGCAUCGAGAUCUGAAACCAUCAAAUUUGGCUCUCACCGAACAAUGCGAUUUGACAGUUCUCGAUUUUGGGUUGGCGAGAACGUUAGAGAAUACGAAUACAUCAUUGACACAAUAUGUGAUGACGAGAUGGUAUAGAAGUCCAGAAGUAAUCUACUGGAACAUCGACUCGUACAACACUCAAGCCGAUAUUUGGAGUGUUGGUUGUAUUGCGGCUGAGUUGAUGAACGGAGUAGCUUUAUUCCCGGGCGAGGAUGCGCAGGCUCAAUACGCGAUGAUCACAAAGCUUUGCGGGAGUCCCGAUGAGCAUCUCAUGCAAAAGAUCGAAGUAAACAACACAUCAAGCAUGAGAGCCGUUCUCGAGAUGUACGACAAAUACAAUCGAGUCGAUUUUCUUAGACACUUUGGCGCCUCUCCGCCGGGUUUCGCCGAUUUUUUGGACAAAAUUCUCGUGCUCGAUCCGGAGAGAAGAAUGACUGUGGAAGAUGCUUUAAAACAUCCAUAUCUCGCCGAAUUCUCCGAACCCGAGGAUGAGCCGGCAGCCGAAGCACCAUUCUCGCUUGAUGAUCGAGAUCGAUCGAUUAACGAGUGGAAAGCCUUGAUCUGGAAUGAGAUUCGAAAUUUUAAAGGAGACGGUCAUUCGCCGAGAUUC
Molecule: messenger RNA, 2262 nt
Organism: Mesorhabditis belari
Lineage: Eukaryota; Metazoa; Nematoda; Chromadorea; Rhabditida; Rhabditidae
Source: the annotation of a GenBank genome assembly